CCCGCGCUCUCCUCACCAAACACUGCGCUCAGACAACCUGCAUCGCUCUGCAUGCUCAGACACAGACUGCAGGCUCAUGAAGACGAAGCGGAUUUGAAUUAAGCACCGGAUAACAUACAGCAAGUGUGCAUCAUUCGGCGAGGGAGGGAGAGAGGGGAGGCAACUGUUUAGUGUCUUGGAAGCCCUGGGUUAGUCAGGGGGAGGAGGAGCGGAGAAUGAGCUAUUCUUGUACCAGCAGAGGCAACAGCCAGGACCCGGCAACAGCUAAGAAGCCUGUCGGUAACAAUCGGGGCAGAGACACCGGAGGCACAGCAAGCAGCGGUAACGGCAGCCCGAAGCAAGCGAUGAGGGUUAAAAAAGGCUGCAACUCCACCGAGGUGGUCCCGCUGACCAUCGAGGAGGACCUGCACGGCAGCCCGGUGAUCACCCCGGAGGAUGUUCUGGGCUUGCAGAAGAUCACAGAGAAUUAUCUGUGCGGCCCAGACGAAAAUGUGUUCAGCAUCGACUUCACCAGGUUCAAGAUCAGAGACAUGGAGACCUCCACCGUGCUGUUUGAAAUCACCAAACCUCCAUCUGCAGACAAAGCAGGGGAUAAGAGGGAUAUGGACCCAAACGCCGGCCGAUUUGUCCGCUACCAGUUCACGCCCGCUUUUCUCCGACUGCGGCAAGUUGGAGCCACCGUUGAGUUCAUGGUCGGAGACACGCCAAUAGAAAACUUCAGGAUGAUCGAGAGACAUUAUUUCAGAGACAAAUUGCUCAAGAGUUUUGACUUUGAAUUUGGCUUCUGCAUGCCGAGCAGCAAGAACUCCUGCGAACACAUUUACGAAUUCCCCCCUCUGUCUGAGGACACAAUCAGAGAGAUGGUCCUUCACCCGUACGAGACGCAGUCGGACAGCUUCUACUUUGUGGACAAUAAGCUGGUGAUGCACAACAAGGCGGAUUACUCGUACAACGGCGGGACGUAGAGACGACACGCUGACACGAGAGACCCGCACUGACCUGAGGGACGAUCAGAGCCCACUGGUGGGGUUAACAUCCUGUCUGUCCACUAGUCCUGUCUCCUUUUAGUUAUCUCUUUCUCCCGCGGUGAGAAAACCAUCCAGAAAAUGCUCAUACA
This is a messenger RNA of Trematomus bernacchii (emerald rockcod), 1117 nucleotides long. RefSeq names its product unc-119 homolog b (C. elegans) (gene unc119a2). The transcript is spliced from 5 exons. Bases 216 to 965 code for a protein of 249 amino acids. Gene Ontology annotation, molecular function: lipid binding. Gene Ontology annotation, biological process: nervous system development; positive regulation of protein tyrosine kinase activity; visual perception. Gene Ontology annotation, cellular component: spindle midzone; centrosome; spindle pole. The record is from RefSeq and is a predicted model, not a curated record. NCBI's taxonomy places the organism in Eukaryota, Metazoa, Chordata, Actinopteri, Perciformes, Nototheniidae.